Messenger RNA from Tuber melanosporum (Perigord truffle), 132 nucleotides. RefSeq lists its product as uncharacterized. The transcript is spliced from 2 exons. Bases 1 to 132 code for a protein of 43 amino acids. The record is from RefSeq and is a predicted model, not a curated record. Lineage: Eukaryota; Fungi; Ascomycota; Pezizomycetes; Pezizales; Tuberaceae.
AUGCCUUUCGGACUCGUCAACGCACCAGUGACAUUUCAAGCCAUGAUACACAAAAAAUCAGUUUUCCAUACUAUCAAGGUCGAGUUUUUAGGAUACAUUGUGAAUACCAAAGGAGUUACAAUGAGUGAGUGA